AGUCCGUACUGGGCCGCCCGUAGAUUCGACCCAUCGGAGGCCCAUUAACGAUCCAUCGAGGAAUUUCGUUUCCUUUUUACUCCUUCGAACAACAGAGAAGGAAUGUCAGAGAGCCCACAAGUGCCGGGCUGCAAGCCACUUGUCAUCUCCCCCUUGUGUUUCUGGCGCGCGAAACCUUGGCGGAAGCACACACAUCUGCCACGGUUCUCGGCGGGGAGAAGCGACCAAGCAGAGCCUCCAAGGUCGCGCGCGUAGGAGGAUUGAGGAAAGCCAAAGGAUCAUCCAUCCCAAGCGAAUCCGAUGCAGGCUCGUCGGGAGAUCCGGACGCGGGAGGAGCGGCGGGACGAUGAGCAUGGGCCGGUGCCGGAGACGCCGCUGGGGAGCGCGCGGUGGAGCCCGGAGGCGGAGAUCGGGAUGCGCGUGGAGGACAUCUGGGACAGCCUCGAGCAGUCCCCGGAGCAGCAGCAGCUGAGCCGGGGCGACAAGCUCAACAGCUGCUUCGACGCCAUCCCCGUCUCCUCCUUCCCGCAGACCUUCGGUUCCCAGCUGGUGGACAUCCCCUCGGACGCGACGCUCGCCGAGGCCGUGGACAUCCUGUCCCGCAACCGCAUCAACGGCGCGCCCGUCCGCAACGUGGACGCCCCCGACGACGCGUCCUGGAUCGACCGCUACAUCGGCAUCGUCGAGUUCGCGGGGAUCGCCGUCUGGCUCCUCCACCAGUCCGAGGCCGGCGCCGGCGCCGCGCUCGGCGCCGACGAGCUCGCCGCCAAGCUCGGCACCGUCGCGCUCGAAGGCCCAAAAGCACAGCCACCGGCGGCGGCGUCGAUGGAGGCGGAGGCGGCCGUGGCGGAGGCGUUCGGGUCGCUGCCGUCGUCGGAGCUGUUCAAGCGGACCAAGGUGAAGGACAUCUCCGGGUCCUUCCGCUGGGCGCCGUUCCUGGCGCUGCAGAGCUCAGACACCUUCCUCACCAUGCUGCUGCUGCUGUCCAAGUACCGGAUGAAGAGCCUCCCCGUGGUGGACAUCGGGGAGGGAACCAUCAGCAACAUCAUCACCCAGGCGGCAGUCGUGCACAUGCUCUCCGAGUGCGUCGGGCUCAGCUGGUUCGAGGACUGGGGCACCAAGACGCUCUCCGACCUCGGGCUCCCCAUCAUGAAGCCCAGCAGGCUCGUCAAGGUUCGGGAGGACGAGUCGGCGCUCAAGGCGUUCCGGCAGAUGAGGAAGCGGGGCGUGGGGGGCAUCCCGGUGGUGGACGGCGCCGACAAGCCCAUGGGCAGCAUCAUGAUCAAGGACGUCAAGCACCUGCUCACGGCAUCGGAGGCCAACAGAGACUACAGGACGCUGACGGCGAAGGAGUUCAUCGCGAGCGCGCGGCAGAGCUCGGGGGAGAAGCAGAUGAGCAUCAUAACGUGCACCGGGGACGACACGGUGAAGGACAUUAUCCUCAGGCUGGACGCGGAGAAGAGGCAGAGGAUCUACGUGGUGGACGCGGAAGGCAACCUGGACGGACUCAUCACGCUCAGGGACAUCAUCGCCAAGCUCGUCUACGAGCCGCCGGGCUACUUUGGGGACUUCUUCAACGGCGUCAUCCCCAUGCCACAGAACAGCAGGGUCUGAAGUUCUGAACAAACUGACAAAGCUUUUUUUUUUUCCUCCUCACUCCUAGGCAAGAUCGAUCAGGAUAAUCUCUCUGUUUGUUCUGUUUUGUGUAGGGAUACUUGGUACUUUUCCUUCUCAUUUCUUUUCUCUAGUGUUCAUUAAUUGGGCUCCUUAGCAACUUCAGCUAAAUUUCUUAAGGUUUUUCUUUGUCACUUCUGCAUAGCUAGCUAGCUUAUCAUAAUUGAGGAACACUGGCUCUGUUGAUGUUCUUAGCUGACCGAGUUCAAUAACACCUGGAAUGUAGGUGUAGCCAUGCCAGGUUUACUUCUCAACAUGUGUUGUUCAUUAUGUUCCAACGUCAGAGGACCCUAUAGGCAUUGCUAGAUAAUAUCAGAAACUAGCGAUAAAAACUGCUGGAAUACCACAUUCGCCACUAUUCCAGACUCUGCUGAAAGUCUGAAACUGUAGAACACAGCAUAAGCACUCAGCACAGGGUAGAUAAAACUGUAUACUCCAUCCGAUACAUGACAAGUGAGUACAAAGUUAUUGUACUAACUCCGAGACACUUGUUGUGAAUCGGAGGAAGCAUAUUGUAUCUGUAAAUCAUCUCUCGUCACAUUUUUCUACACUAUACAAGAUAUGAAAUCAUGAAUAGUCACCCUAAUACUUUGGCAUUCUGCAUGUUAUCUCCUCGACCAUGCAACAACUAACAUACGAAAAACAAAGAUCCCUGACAUAUAUCAAACAGGGCAAUAAAGACAAGGAGCAAACAUCUCAGAUAAAAUAUCAGUAUAACACAAUAAUAAAUGGAAGAAAACUGCACAAGCUGAAAAGCCCGCUCUGUGAACUGAUAAGAUUAAGAACACAAUAAUAAAUGGAAGAAAAGUGCACAAUCUGAAAACCCUGCUCUAUGAACUGACAAGAUUAAGAACACAAUAAUAAAUGGAAGAAAACUGCACAGGCUGAAAACCCCGCUCUAUGAACGGACAAGAUUAAGAACAGUAAAAGCAUCAGGAAAUUGUUACACCGCCUUAUGAUCGAAGUUGAAGAACAUAUGCAAAAGGAUUCAGUGCUAUCAGUCAACAUUUUUAAGUUAUCAUACUUUCUGCAAGCAACCAACUAAACUGAAGAUAACAAAAUUUGCACUAAGGUAAAAGUGAACAACUGAACAUAACUGCUGGUAUAAAAUGUACAUAAAAUGCCAACCACCGACCGGCAACCAUUCUUCUGAAGUCCAACAAGUCAACAAUCAACAAAAGGUAAACUGUAAGAAUAGCAGUUACACAGUUCACCGCAGGGUCCUAAAUUCCAUGUGGAAGCCCAAGCACAAAUGUCAGCACCCACCAUGAAACAAUCAAGAUGUCUGUUUGCUUUGCAAUUUACCACAUUUACGCCCCUCUAGUCAAAACUGAUUUCUCCAUCUUCAAA
This is a messenger RNA of Brachypodium distachyon (stiff brome), 3024 nucleotides long. Its product is annotated as SNF1-related protein kinase regulatory subunit gamma-1. The record is from RefSeq and is a predicted model, not a curated record. Bases 301 to 1614 code for a protein of 437 amino acids. Lineage: Eukaryota; Viridiplantae; Streptophyta; Magnoliopsida; Poales; Poaceae. The transcript is spliced from 3 exons.